GAAACACAGAGGGGGAGGUAGAGACUGAGACUCUUACUCAGGAAGUCCCCUUCACUUUGGCUUUGUUGCAAAACGGCCUCUUGGCAUCUUUAAACAUAUAUAGACACCCCCCACCCCCUCCUGAAUACACACACCUCCUCAAUCCAAAGGCUCGGGUGUGCGGUUCUUCAUGCAUUCACUCUCCUGGAGGAGGGGGUGGGGGAGUUGCACGCUUUCUGAUGAGUUAACAGCCAAAGGCAAAAAAAAUAAAUUAGGGGAGGGGAGUGUCUCUGCCCAUCUCCGCGUCUGACAAAGCCACGGCAGAUUGGAACAGAAGCCGGGGCAGUGCAGGAGGUGAUCGGAGCAAGGCCACAGCACAGAUUCCUUUCCCUCCCCAGGUCAAGCAAGCAAGGCUGGUCAUGUCUAAGAACAGAAGGUCCCGGUGGUAUUUCGGGGGCUUGGCUUCCUGCGGGGCAGCGUGCUGCACGCACCCUUUGGACCUCCUCAAGGUCCACCUGCAGACCCAGCAGGAAGUGAAGAUGAGGAUGACUGGGAUGGCAAUCUAUGUCGUUCGGAACAAUGGCUUCCUGGCUCUCUACAACGGACUGAGCGCCUCACUGUUCCGCCAGCUCACCUAUUCCCUGACCCGGUUUGCCAUCUAUGAGACAGUGAGGGACCGGCUGACUGGAGGGAACACACAGGCCAUUCCGUUUUACAAGAAAGUUCUACUCGGAGCAUUCGGAGCGGGAGGGGGCUGGUUUGUAAAGUCUGUGACCUCCUUGUUCCUUCCUUUUUUUGGCAGGAUGCAGAAUGAUAUGAAACUCCCGGCACCAGUUCGGAGGAACUACAAACACGCUGUGGAUGGCCUUUACCGAGUCCUUCAGGAAGAAGGCAUUAAGAAGCUAUUCUCUGGAGCAACUAUGGCAUCAACCCGUGGGGCCCUGGUUACGGUCGGACAGCUGGCCUGUUAUGAUCAAGCGAAACAGUUAGUCCUCAACACUGGCUUCCUGUCAGACAACAUUUGCACCCACUUCCUGUCCAGUUUUAUCGCUGGUGGCUGUGCCACAUUUCUCUGCCAACCGCUGGACGUUCUCAAGACCAGACUGAUGAACUCGAAAGGGGAAUAUCAGGGUCUCUGGCACUGUAUCAUUGAAACGUCUCGAUUGGGCCCACUUGGGUUUUACAAGGGUUUAGUUCCAGCUGGAAUCCGGUUGGUCCCUCACACCGUCCUGACUUUCAUUUUCCUGGAACAGUUGAGGAAUCGCUUUGGAUUUCUGGUGCAGACAUGAUCAGCUGAUCACCAUUCCGAUCCCUCAUUGACCAACUUUCCUCUUGAAUGACCAACCUUUCACUGGAAUCCUUUGUGAAUCUCAUCAAGUUUCCCACAACCCAGGCCCCACACCUGCUGCACGGAGACCCAGGGCCUGGUCAGUAUAUUAUCGUCUUUCCUAACCAUCAUGUGUCGACUUGCACUGCUCUGUCCGUGAUGGGGGAAGCGUUUACAGACCUCCCUCUCCCUCUACGAAAACUGGCAGAAAACCUCGAGUCGCUGAUCUCCUGUUGUAGAAAGUCUGUCAGUGCCUUAAUUAGAAAAUGGACCCCGUUCCACUCUCCUGAGUGAACCCCCUCCCAUUCCUCAUUAGAAAAGCUCCCUUCUCUGUGGUUUUUACUGGCUCUGUUGACAUUGGUAAGCUGGGUGAUGCCAGUGAGGGGUGACAUUGGUGGUGGUUCUAGAAUGAUCUGCAGCCAUCACCAUGUCAACCCUGUUCACCUGGAUAGCAGUUGGCACCUACAAUGGCUGUCAUUGCCCCUGCCAAUGAGAGAGCACUGGGAGUGCUCACUUGCUCACGCUGCCUUCCAUGGUCGAUCAGCCAUGUGUGUGUCAGAGGCUCACAGUGUCGGAGUUUGAUGUCGGGUCACACUGCUCCGGGGAAUGGAUCUGAGUUAAUAUCUCGAGUCCAGUACAACCCCGUACCAGUUCAGACACAUUCUCACGUUGGACCUGAAGCAUUAACUGUUUCUCUCUCUCUCUCUAUCAGUGCUGCCAGACUUGCUGAGUUUCUUCAGCAAUUUAUGGUCAACAUUCCAAAAGCACGACACGGUGUCCAAGGGCAAUUGGGGAUGGGUCAUACUGCUAAUGAUAACCACACCCUGUGACAAUUAAAAAGCAAUCCAUCAAUCCGUAGCCUUCCUGGCUUUGACUGCUUGUCCAAUCUCCGAAUGGAAGUGGAAAGUCGUUUUUCCCCCCAAUAAUCUAAUAAUGUGUACUGAGUAAUAAGACAUUGAAAAGGGUCAGACUAGGUUAUGUGUUCCAGUUAAAGGAGUCAGACUUGAAUUCAAAAUCUUCAGACCCUGAGGCAAAGACAGAUGUAGAAAUACUGUAGGCUGCUAGACUAUUGCAAUGAUUUGAAUGGAAUUUGAGGGACCAGGAAGUCCCAACAGUCAGGCUCUUUGGGAAGGAGAGGGAGUUUAAUUGCAGCUUUUUGAAAAUUAGUGUAAGGACAUUGCCUGUCGUCGUUGGGUAUCAGCACGUCACUGAGUGGAUUAAAGUUGGAUCACAGAGUUGGAAGUGUUGCAUUCCUAAUAUAGAACUGCAUGGAAGGAUGGGCUGGGCCACAAUGUCGGUGUAAAUUCCAAUGUUUAACAAUAAAAUCACAGCUCAAAUCA
Chiloscyllium plagiosum (whitespotted bambooshark) is the source of this 2646-nucleotide messenger RNA. The record is from RefSeq and is a predicted model, not a curated record. Lineage: Eukaryota; Metazoa; Chordata; Chondrichthyes; Orectolobiformes; Hemiscylliidae.